UAUGGACGGUCGGGUUUAACUGCACUGUUGCCUUCUGCAAAUCAGCUCCACGCAUCCACAAAAACCAGAACCGGGCAUCAACAAAGAUACGAAGCGAACGAACUGCCAAAAACAGGAAAACCCCCAGACUUCGUGGAUAGUCGGAAAAGCUCGCUCUGUACUUUCGGGUGGCACGAAAGCUUCCGGCUUUGGUUUGCAACCAACGAGGGAAAGUGUCGUGUCAGUGAAGUUUGUUUGUCUAUCGCAUCAGCCUCACUGUUACAUCGCUGGCAAACCUAAGCGUGCUUCAGUGCAGUUCGUUCGCUUGCACAAGGCGGAAGUUGCUACACAUUGCAUUGGAACUGUUUGCAAGUGCCAUUCCCAAACUGUCCCUCCCCAUACGGUACCAUCGUGUGCAGUGCUUGUAAGUGUGUAAAUGUGAAUUUUGUUUGUGUUUUUUUGCUUCGAUGCCAGUGAUAAAUUAACUCCCAGGGUUGGAAUAUAGUGAGUGGUAAGGAUUGCUAAAGACGACGUGAGGGUCGUUUAUCGUUCCCGGUGUGCUUUUUGACCCCCCCCCCCUUCCCAUACGUGACGUACUGUCGUGUGCAAGGUAGAACCGUACAGCUGUUAGUGUAGUGGAGAGUAAAUAUUUACAUCCAUCCUAAACGGCGCAAGAACGUCCACUUUGUGGAAACUUGUGCAGAAGAUGUUCAAUAUUGGGUCAGCUUAAAUCACGGUUGGAAAGUGUCUGUGUUUUUUUUUGUUUUCUAGUUUGUGGUGCGGUUUUUGCAAGUAAAAUCAAUCUCUGUUUUAACCCCUGUCUGCAAGGUGAUGAUGUAACCAGAACCAGUAGUGCAUUUGGUCAAGCGAUGUGUAAAGUGCGAUGAAGUGAAAUGUAGCAAAUAGUGGAAUGGAUCUCGUGUAACCAAACUUGAACCUAAACCGUGCUUUUGCAUUAUUGAACAACUUUGUCACUUCAUUCACUUACUGGACGACUGAGGGCUCGUUGUACUUCUACGCCCUGCUGGAUCAACUUCAAGGAAACAGCUGUUAAACUAGCGCUGACCCAUUCGGGGUCGGUCUCUAAAUUGGACCUUCAGAUCAACGCAAGAAGUGAAGUGUGAAGACACCCGGACCAGGACCGGAAGCAACGUUUGCCGGCUUGGCUUGACGGAAACCAUUGGUGGCAGCGUUUGAAGCGAGAAGUAUUCCACUCAUCGCAAUACCGAUAGCCAGUGUAUCCCUUUGGGACAUUCCAUCGAGUGUUUUUCAUCGUCAGAAUUCCCACCGUCCGGCACGAUGGUGUUCGUCAGCUCGGCUGUGCUCGGUGCAGCCGCCGGUACCGGUUUGGCCUUGCUGGUCGCUGUCACAAUCGUCAUGUACCGGUACUACGUGGUACGCCGAAAGGGUAAGGAAUGGGCCGAGCUGGACCGACUGGAAGAGAAAAAGGCAGCUCGGAAGAUCAAUCUGCAGGACUGUAACGUGACGAGCGGUUCCGUACCGAUUCAACCAGCCAGCAGCGUAGUUCAUCAUUCAAUUAGCUCGGAGACGCUGGGCACGGGUGCAGUCGAAGUAACGCCCAGCCCACUUCAGCCGACACUGUCCGCUACGGGUUCGACGAAAAAAUCAUACGGCACGAGCGACACACGCACGGGACCCGGUUGUCGACCGGCUCAUGCGGCGGCCUCGACCGCCUCACGUAACAACAGCAUGGAGAGUGUUCAUUCGAGAAGUUCGAGCUACCGGGAAAGUGUGCCUAAAUUCAUGACACACGCUAACAGUGACACUCGCUCGACUACUUCUGAUAAUCUAAUCCUUAGGAAAUCCCGAUCACCAAGUCCGAUGCGUACGUUCAGCCUGGAGGGACGUUUUCCUAUCGGUGGCCCGAGUAAUCACAGUGCUGCUGCAGUACUUGCCGACGGUACGGAACGGGGUAGCAAAGCCAGUCUAGCAUCCGUCGUCAGUGGUGGUAGUCCACGCGAUUUCAGCUCACCCAAGAAACGCAACAGCACCUUCUCGGGCGUCGUGUCACUGGCUGGCGAUGGGAACGUCCCGGACAGUCCCAUCGGUUCCAUCCGUUCCGAUAGCAGCCGUUCGCCCCGACGACGCGUCCCGGUGAUUCUAGCGGCAAACGACAUCCACUCGGUACUUGGACGCUUUCAUCUGCGGUUAAAGUACGACGGCAGCAAGGAAGAGCUGCUGGUACAUUUGGUUGAGGCACAAGAUCUAACUCCGGCUGGAGAUACCGGAUUCCGCGAUCCCUACGUAAAGAUGUACCUGGAGCCGGAUGAGGAGCAGCGAACACAACAGACGGCUGUGCAUCGUACCGAAACGCAUCCGUACUUUGACCAGCAGCUUUCCUUCCCGCUGAAACCUCGCAAUCUCGUCAAGAGCAACUUUGUGCUGCAGCUGUUGGACUAUGAUCGGUUUUCACACGACGAAGUCGUAGGCGAGAUUCGGUUCCUGCUGAACACGUUGGACCUUUCAGGCUGCGAGCUGUGGGGUGAUUUGAUCGCCGUUCGCAAACCCUCCGAAACGACGGCCGAGCUGCUGAUCUCCCUCAGCUACCUUCCCCAGGCCGAGCGGCUCACGGUGGUCGUGAUGAAGGCAAAGAACCUAUCCAUCUCCCAUGAACCAUUCGUUAAGCUAUAUCUGUUGGUAAACGACAAGCGCACGAAAAAACGUAAAACCAGUGCGAUCCGAGCGCUCGACCCAACCAAUCCGAUAUGGAACGAGGCGUUCACGUUCGAGUUGCCCUCGUCCCAGCUGCAGGAUGCCGGCGUGGAGCUAUUCGUAACGUCGAACGAGGCCGAAGGGCAGGAUCUGGGCUGUGGGGUGGGUUUACGCGAAGGUGGCAGCGGUACGCAGCACUGGCAGGAUCUGAUGCAGAACAAUCGUAAACCCAUCGCCAUGUGGCACGUUCUGCGAUAAGACGCACACGCGGAACACAUACGUGUGCUUCAAAACGCACACACAAAUCCACGUUGACUAAAAGCUGUAAACGAAGGAGAAAGGGGAAGGGGUGGAAAAACGAUAAACGAUCCUUUCGGGAGCAGUAAAGAAAGGAUUUGGCGAGAUAAAAAGAAUAGUGCAACGAAAGGAUAUAACACCCGGCAAGAAGGGCAACGUAAACCUUACCAUCCCCCAUAAAACCAAAGAGAUGUAACUAACCUGUGAAGCGAACAAAAAAACAGGAGGGCUCCAACUGACAGAACGGGGCCGCGGAAAUGGUAAGGCAUUAUCAAGGUAGUUUUGUUAUGCGUAUUACAUAUUUCAUGCAUGUAGCAUACAGCUGUUUUGAUGCGAGCCGAUAUUUUGCCUAUCUUAUUAACAUUGCGCCUAAAUGUAUGCAAUUUGUAUAUCAAAAGGUAUCAUUUUUGUCAAUGUGGGUGUGCAUCACUGAAGCGAACAGCAGACGCGCUAAACGAAAGAGUAGAAAAGAAAGAGAGGACGAAUUAUGCCAGCAUCUGGCUGUGGACCUGUAAUGUUUCACGAAUUCGUUGGCUUUUUGUGUUUGCAAAAUUGUAUUCCAUGUCGCAAUGAGUUAAAGAUUGCUUUCGAUAUGAAUCUUUCCAGCCAAAGUUUGCAGAUCAUGUUUCAAAGCUCUUGUCGGAGGGCGAUUUCCAUAAAAUUUUGCACAAAAAAAAUGUUUCAGUAUUUCGAUAAACAGGACAUAUAACGGAAGGAUCUAGUUAUAAAAUUGCAAAAGAUAAUACCCAAAGUAUGUUUGCUGUUACGCAAAUGUUUCAUUCUUUUCUUUGUUCUUUUGGUUCGUUGUUCUGUAUGGUCUUAUACUUAAAAACUAUUUUUUAAUUGAAUUUUUGCUACUGAUUGCUGUGCAUUCAUUUUUUUUUAUUUUUGAACCAAUUCUAAAUAUUAUGUUCUAUAUUUAAGAAACAAAAUCAUAAGAAAAUGACACAGUCCCUUGGAUGGAAUAAGGCUUUGAUUAAAACAGAUAAAAGAAAUUUGUAUUUCGCAUAAGGAGAUGUAGUCAAUUAUGUUUUGGUAAUGUUAAUAAAUGUUUCUUCAAUUAAAAUAUCUCAAAAAUCAUUGAAAACUAUACACAAAAACUAAAAGCCUACACAAUUCAUUGCUCGAAAAAAAUCGUGCAAGGUGUGACUAGAGUUGUUGUGUUUUUUUUUUAAGAUAUGUUAUCAAAUGUUAAUGUCACGGUUUCAAACAUUGAUACAUAUUUCAGUAAUUGUUGAAAACAUAAUGUUUUUAUAAUCAAACAGCAUAAAGCAGAGUUUUCUAGAUUAUAUCGAGUUCUGUUUUAUUGAGAACAGUUUUACUGAUUUCAUACAACCAUACAAAAAAUUACCUUAAGUACUUGCACAAACACCGUUGUAAAAUGUAGACUGAUGAAAAGUAUGAUUUUAUUGAAAUCAAAGGAAAAACAUAAAAUAAACGAAAAUGCUACUAAGAAAGCAAAAGACACAUAGAGAUAGUAUAUAUUUAUUCAGCUCAAGUUCAGUAGAGAAACGUUUAUGAAAGGCCUCAUAUUAAUGAACGGAACAAUGUUAAAUACACGCCAGAGAAAACGAAAUCGCUUUGCCUAUGAAUGCGGUACAAAUAAAGAGGGGAAAAAACCCAAGACCCAUCUAACGAAAAUGGAGCUUAAACGUGGCAGAACAGCAAAGCUUAAAUAAACAAACGAAACCAAGUAUUGUGAGUGUAUGAGCAUAUAUUUAUAUAAAAUAUUUUAAAACAAAUGUCUAAGCUGGAAAGGGUUAGGGAGAACUAAAAAAACAACAAACUAAGUAACUAAAAAACCAAAAAAAAUAAUACAAACGCUUCAACACACAGUAAACUAUAAAUGUUUUAUAUGCCGUAGGGAAAACAACUUGGAAGAUGGACACCAUAUGAAAGCGAGGAAAUUAGACUAGCAUGUACAAGAGUUUGGCGACUGAUGUAAUGAGAUGUAGGAGGACAACAACAAACAAAAAACAAAAUUAACGUGAAAACGUAAUGUGUGCGUGUAUGCGUGUCCCAUAUUAUAUUCUACUGUAGUAACGUACAUUUGUACGCAUUCGUAUGAUUAUACAAAAUGGCACUAUUUAUACGUAUAUUGGUACAUAUUAUAAAUAUACAUAUAUAUAUAUACACAAAACUAAUGGUAUGAUAUGAUCAUAGAAAAGAAGAACAAACUGCGAUCGGUGUCUGUAUCAAAUACGGAACUGGAUCAUAGAAUUACGUGUACCAAUCACACUUAGGAUGCAGCUAUUUUUGUGAACCACCACUAAAUUACUCCCUGUUCAUCAAUAGCGACAAACAAACAUAGAAAACACACAUAAAGUGGAUAACUAUAAAGAACUAUCAAUUGUACCUUCUGCCGCACACUGAACGUAGCUUCCAUGUAGACAAACACAACUAAAUAAGAUGGCAAAUUCACCUCAACAAAUUAACACACGAAACAGAAAUUGAAUCCCAACCUCAAAGGAUUUGUUUGAAUGCUCAUAGAUCCUUGCUAGAAGUAAAUGGUGGUACUGUAAUUAAAUAAUCAAUUACAACACUCAAACAACCCUGCUUGGGCGGGGGGCAACGUG
Molecule: messenger RNA, 5525 nt
Organism: Anopheles arabiensis
Lineage: Eukaryota; Metazoa; Arthropoda; Insecta; Diptera; Culicidae
Product: synaptotagmin-7
Exons: 7
Coding region: 1279-2910 (543 amino acids)
Biological process (GO): cellular response to calcium ion; regulation of dopamine secretion; calcium-ion regulated exocytosis
Molecular function (GO): clathrin binding; phosphatidylserine binding; calcium ion binding
Source: RefSeq, a predicted model, not a curated record